GCUUUGGUCACUGCGCAAACACUUUGAGCUUGCACAUAGUGAAAUUCAAUAAAAAGCCGAUUAUAUCUUACACAUUAGCUCAGAUAAGGUUUUGAUAUUGAAUCGUUGAAAAGAUGCAAAAGUUGAUAAUUGUUUACGCAUUGUUAGCAUGCAGUUUAGCUGCUCCAUUGGAAAAAUCAAAGGAAACAGAAGAACUAUCAAAACCUGUGGAUUUAAUUCGACCAAGCCCGAUCAAUCCAGAUAUUCCAAGUGAUCCAAAACCGGAGGAAAAAAUAACCCUCAUUACAGAUCCAAAAGUCUUGCCUUUACCUUCAACAAAACCUACAAAAUUACCAGGUCCCUAUGUUCUUCCAAGGGAAUUAUUAUUACGGACAAAACGUGAAAACAAAGAUUCUUCUGAAAGUGAUGAAAAAAGCAGUGAAGAGAAAAAGAAGCCUUCUCGUCCACUUGUUGCUCCUCCAGUUAGCUCAAUCGAAAAACAACCAACCACACCAUCUUCUAAACCCGUUCCAAGUAGUUCUACACACCCAAGUGAAGGAACUCAUAUCUCUUUAGCAGUUCCUUCAACAACAUCUGCAACCAUCCCAGCCCAUCCUAGAAUACCAUAUUCCCCUCAAAUCCAUCAACAUAACGAGCAUCUCUUUAAGCCAACAACAGCAUCAACCCAUUCAAGUGGUACAUCAUCAACUUCAUCAUCGACCACAGCGCGAGCGGUUCCUUCUCAAGACCACGUUAAUGACAAGCGUGAUAUUCCAGUGCCAUUGACACGUAAAUUCCAUCACAACGAUGAAGAAGACGAUGAAACCAAACCCAAAGAGGAACCAUCACCAUCAUCAACAUCAUCAACUAAGGUGCCAAAAGAGGAAGUCAAGCAGGAAGAGGAGAAAGAUGAAGGCCACAAGGCAGAGCCGGUAGCUGCAUCAACGACAACAAACCAGCAGCAGCACCCAGCCACAAUUGCACGUCCCAUACCGGUUGCGGAACUAUUUGCAAAGAAACCUUCAACCGAAUGAAGACCAAAAAAAUAAAACUGGACGAGUUUUUUUGGAAUUCAGGGCAUAACAAACAACAUUGACUAAUUAACUACUCCUGGGAGUCAAUUUAAAUAUUUUGUGAUAAUGUUUGCGUGAAAAAUAAUGAACAGACAAAUAAAUUAAGCUAAUAAAUAAA
Messenger RNA from Episyrphus balteatus (marmalade hoverfly), 1170 nucleotides. RefSeq lists its product as uncharacterized. The transcript is spliced from 3 exons. NCBI's taxonomy places the organism in Eukaryota, Metazoa, Arthropoda, Insecta, Diptera, Syrphidae. The record is from RefSeq and is a predicted model, not a curated record. Bases 114 to 1013 code for a protein of 299 amino acids.